Messenger RNA from Tachyglossus aculeatus (Australian echidna), 4444 nucleotides. RefSeq names its product ankyrin repeat domain 27 (gene ANKRD27). NCBI's taxonomy places the organism in Eukaryota, Metazoa, Chordata, Mammalia, Monotremata, Tachyglossidae. Bases 63 to 3308 code for a protein of 1081 amino acids. Gene Ontology annotation, molecular function: SNARE binding; guanyl-nucleotide exchange factor activity. Gene Ontology annotation, biological process: neuron projection morphogenesis; early endosome to late endosome transport. The transcript has 29 exons. Gene Ontology annotation, cellular component: early endosome; tubular endosome; transport vesicle. The record is from RefSeq and is a predicted model, not a curated record.
UAUAACAUUUUAUUAGCACUGAUUUGAAAUUCAGUAGGAUUUGGCCAAUAGAUUUUUUUCAAAUGUAUACCAUAAGUAGGCUGCGUUUGAAAUUGGUAGAAGACGUUGUGGAUCUUACAUCAGCACAACUGAGUCAUGCGCUGAAGAAAAAUCUCAGUUUCGGAAUAUCUGGAGUCCUUAUGGCUAUGUAUGAUGAAGAUAUCUUAAAAAAUCCUUUUUAUCUGGCAAUUCAAAAACAGCGUCCUGAUCUUUGUAGCAAGGUUGCAGAAGUUCAUGGUAUUGUUUUGGUGCCAUGCAAAGGAAGUCUGUCAAGCAACAUUCAAUCUACUUGUGAGUUUGACUCAUACGUUUUAAAACCAGCCGAAGAGAGUUUUCAGACCUUAAAUGGAAAGGAAGUUUUAAUUCAAGGCAACAGGAUUAAAUUAGGAACCGGUUUCCACUAUCCCCUGUCAGUACCAAUUCUCUUUGAAGAAACGUUCUACAAUGAAAAAGAAGAAAGCUUUAGCAUAUUGUGUAUAGCUCAUCCUUUGGAAAAGAAAGAGACCUCAGAAGAAUCUUUGAUCCCAACAAAUUCCUUCUCCCUGACAACAAUCGAAGAUGUAAGAGAAUUUUUGGGACGACAUUCUGAAAGAUUUGAUAAAAACAUCGUGUCUUUCCAUAGGACCUUCAGAGAAUUUGAAAGGAAGAGCCUCCGUCAUUACAUAGAUUCUGUUAAUGCACUUUACACCAAAUGUCUCCAGCAGUUACUAAGGGAUUCUCAUUUGAAAAUCCUAGCAAAACAGGAACCUCAAAUGAAUCUAAUGAAACAAGCAGUUGAAAUGUAUAUACAUCAUGAUAUUUAUGAUCUGAUCUUUAAAUACGUGGGAACUAUUGAGGCUAGUGAGGAUGCUGCCUUUAACAAAAUUACAAGGAGCCUUCAAGACCUCCAGCAAAAAGAUAUUGGAGUUAAGCCUGAGUUCAGCUUUAACAUACCUCGAGCAAAGCGAGAACUGGGUCAGCUCAACAAAUGUACCUCUCCACAACAGAAGUUGGUUUGUCUAUGGAAAGUGGUGCAGCUAAUUAUGCAGUCGCCUAGCCAAAGAGUUAACAUGGAGACAAUGUGUGCAGAUGAUCUGCUCUCAGUCCUGUUAUAUUUGCUCAUAAAAACAGAAAUUCCUAAUUGGAUGGCAAACUUGAGUUACAUCAAAAACUUUAGAUUCAGUAGCUCCACGAAAGAUGAACUGGGAUAUUGCCUGACCUCAAUUGAGGCGGCGAUAGAGUACAUCCGUCAAGGAAACCUCUCUGAGAAGCCUUCUGCGUCUGGAGGAUUUAGUGAUAAACUUUUCUUUAGGCAAAAAAUGAACAUACUCUCCCAAAUAAGCUCUACCCCUAUUGAUUGCUUGUUUAAGCAUGUUGCUUCCGGUAACCAGGAAGAAGUGGAGAGACUGCUAAGUCAAGAUGACCACGAUAAGGACACUGUUCAAAAAAUGUGUCACCCUCUGUGCUUCUGUGACAACUGUGAAAAGUUGGUCUCUGGGAGGCUGAAUGAUCCUUCAGUGGUCACUCCAUUUUCCAGAGACGACAGAGGCUAUACUCCACUGCACAUAGCAGCUAUUUGUGGUCAGGCAUCCCUUAUUGAUCUGCUGGUUUCGAAAGGGGCCGUGGUGAAUGCAACAGAUUAUCAUGGGUCAACACCUCUUCACCUCGCUUGUCAGAAGGGAUUUCAGAAUGUUACACUUCUGCUGUUGCACUAUCAGGCAAGUGCAGAUGUUCAAGACAAUAACGGCAAUACUCCUCUUCAUUUAGCCUGCACUUACGGUCAUGAGGAUUGUGUGAAGGCUUUAGUCUACUACGAUGUCCAUUCUUGUAGACUAGAUAUUGGGAAUGAAAAAGGAGAUACUCCUCUUCACUUAGCCGCUCGCUGGGGUUAUCAAGGGAUCAUAGAAGUAUUGCUGCAAAAUGGUGCCAGUACAGAGGUCCAGAACCGAAUGAAGGAAACGUCAUUGCAGUGUGCAUUAAACUCUAAGAUUUUAUCAGUGAUGGAAGCAAAUUACCGUACCUUUGAAAAGGGACAAAAAUCUGAGUCCCCAGGUAGGUCUCCACAAUGCUCAGGAGUCUCCAUUAGCCGGGAAUCUUCCAUCUCAAGCCUAUCUUCAGUGGCAACAGAACCCCGACAAGAAGAAACCAAAAACAAUUAUAAAGAGGUAGAAAAACUUUUAAGAGCUAUUGCUGAUGGGGAUCUGGAAAUGGUGCGUUAUCUCCUGGAGUGGAUGGAUGAAGAUGUAGAAGAUACAGAGGAACCAGUCAGCCCAGUGAAACUGGAGUUCUGUCAUCCUUUAUGCCAGUGUCCGAAGUGUGCGCCCGCACAAAAGAAGCUCACAAAGUCCCCCGGGAAUGGACUCGGAGUGAAUGUAACAAACCAGGACGGCUUCACACCAUUGCACGUUGCUGCUCUGCACGGGCGAGCCGACCUCGUCUGUCUUCUGCUGAAGCACGGCGCCGACGUCGGGGCGAGGAAUGCCAGUCAAGCGGGAGCUCUUCAUCUCGCCUGCCAGAAAGGUCAUUUUCAGGUGGUGAAGUGUUUAAUGGACUUUAAUGCCAAGCAAAAUAAAAAGGAUAUAAAUGGAAAUACACCCUUAAUUUAUGCAUGUUUGAAUGGCUAUCAUGAAACAGCUGCUUUGUUAUUGGAGCAUGGAGCCUCCAUUAACGUUUGUAACAACAGGGGCAACACGGCCCUGCAUGAAGCGGUGAUAGGAAAUCAUGAUGUCUUGGUUGAGCUCUUGCUGCUGCAUGGAGCGCUGGUCCACCUCAGGAACAAGAGGCAGCGCACCCCUCUCGACUGUGCCGAGCGGAAUUCAAAGAUUAUGGCAUUGUUGAAGACAGUACCAGACUGUGUUGCACCAUCAGAAGAUACGGGAGAAGAUACCGGUGGAAAGCACUCUGCUCUUAAGAUCAGGAAAAAAUUGAAUUCAAAGCUGCCUGAGACACCGCCAAGUGAUCCUUUUAGCAGACGAUUUCAGUUUGUCCAUUCAGUCGAUAACAAAUCGAAAGCUUUGUGGGAGACUCUGACAAGAAAUAGAAGUGUUCCCAAUUUUGAUGAUGGUGUUGUACACCAGGGUGUUGAAAAAGCUCAUCAUACUGAGCAGUUGGACCAGGAUGUACUUCAAGCAACUGCUGAAGAAAGCAACACAAAGGAAGCCCUGAGAACUAAAGAAAUACAGCAGAGGCACCCCAUCGGUGAGACAGAAGUUCCAGAGAAUCCCCAAAGUCUUGAUAAUAGUGAUUUAUUAGUGCAAGAGCCUAUUAAUCCUCCGUCCGAAGAUUCCUAAAACAGUAACCAAGAAUUAUUUAUUGGCAAAAAAUGGAAGAAACAGCAGAAUGAUGUCACUGAUAGUUGAGGUUUAGAGGCUAUACCUUUCCAAUGGACUAGAAGAGUGUCCUCAGCUAAAAGUUCUUGGUGGGCUUGUACUUUAGAGAAGGAAAGUAAAAUGUUCCAUUUUGGGGACACAAUUUGUGACUGAACCGGUGGAAAAUGGUCGAGAAAGUUGUCUGCACCAUUUGCCCCCUCCCUCCAAGUUAAAGCACUUAAAGGAUGAGCAAAAAGGUUUCAGGGACACCAAAUCUUGGGUGAUGGUUUGGUUUCAUUCAGGUUUUGGGGUCACUUGAUUAGCUUAUGAGAAAAUUCAGUACCAGGUUAUAACUCCUUUCUGUUGAAAGGUUACGAACUAUAUAGUGUGUAAUAGACUUAAAUGUUAUUUCACUAUCACUUUAUAAUGAACUGGGCGAAGCUGUUCGAAUUUGCUAACAAAAUGCAGUGCAGUUACUCUGCAGAAAAAUCAACAUUUGAAUCCCUGCAAAGCAGAAUUUGAAGCUACACUGUCCAAGUCCCACUUACAUUUAUUUUUAGUGAGUAAACAGGCAUCCUAAAUUUGUCCAGCAGUAAGUAUAUGAAAAAAUCUUUUUUUUCAAUCCCUGCAAACAUGCACAAAGAUUUAUACCUCUGCACCUGUAUUAAUGAGAACCUGCACAUUCACGAAAAGCUCCCCUCCCUUAAAAUGUUACCUUUGAAGAAUGUCACAAUAGAUAUUCGAUUUGGCACAUCUCUCCUUACAGGCUUUCAAUUCAAAUUCAACUUUUAUAGCACAAAGUUAAAAUGAUUUUGGUUUAUAAUGUUUCAUCAAAUUCACAUUUGUUCCUUUUAUAAAUUUAUAUAGAAUAUUUUGGUUUUAUUUUUUUUACUACGGUGUCAAUAACCUGGGUGAACAUAGGAACUUGUCCUUAGUUUGUUUUCAGAUGACUUUUUAAUAGAAAAAAAUGGCUUGUGCAUGCUCUUGGAAACAGGUGCGUGCUUAUAGAAAGGAGGGGUUGUGUAUAUUUUUCUAUGAAGUAAUUUAUGAUUUCUGCUAAUUUUCUAAUGUGCCUUGGAUAUGUGCCAAAUAAUGGAAAGAAAGAGUAAAACUUACUG